AUUUCAGGAACCAGCUUCCAUAGCGGGGGGUGAUUUUCACAGACAGGUUUUUGGCUUGAUCACAGAUUUUUGAAAAAAUGACCUGGCACCCCUGAUUACCAUUUGAUGUUAAAGUAAACAAGUUUUUACAAAAAAAAAUCCCGUGCAAAAGUAACUGAUAAUCCACAAGAAUGCACGGAACAAAUCAUGAAUGCCGUUAAAAAGUGCAAGAUUUUCAUUCUGUCGCUAUCUUAAAUUUCUUCACCAGCAUCACUCGCUAGCAUUUAAUUCAGAACGAUCGAAAAUUUUGAUACUAGUGACAACCAGCAGUAGGCAAGCGAUUACAUUAUGCUGGUGUGCUUGUGCUAAAAUACUUCUUUCUGAAAAACCACAAAGCUACGAUUUUUUAUAGCCUCCACAGCAGCAAUAUAAGAGUAUCGAAAUGAAAACAAUCACGAAUAGCUAGUUAUAUAUUUCUUUAUGCCAGUUUAAAACCAAGAAACAAAUUCGCACCAAAAAGAUAACGCAGCUCAUUCUCAUUCCCGCCAUUUGGAUGUUGAACUAUCCUAAUAACCAAUAUUACGGUGGAUAUCCUCAGCAACCCAUGUUUAAUCAAGGAAAUUAUACUUCACAGCCCUAUCCAUCGCAGCAACAAAGUCAUUCCGGCUACAACCCUCAACCAGGGUUUGCUCUACAACCUGGUUUCACCCCACAACCUGGCUUUCAACAGUACCCAUCACAAAAUCCCGACUAUAUGGGACAACCAACAAUGCCACCUGGAAACUACGGAGCAUACGAUCCAGAAGAUCAAAGCGCGAAAGGUUUUGAUUUCACAGAUCAAUCAAUACGUCGAGGUUUUAUUCGCAAAGUGUAUUCCAUACUAACGGCCCAACUUGGUAUAACACUUGGAUUCAUUACAUUAUUUAUGUAUCAUCGUCCUACAAAACUAUGGGUUCAACAACAUCCAGAAAUGUUUUGGAUUGCUUUGGGUGUUAUGAUUGUGACCUUAUUGUCAAUGGCAUGUUGCGGCAAUGUUCGUAGAAAGGCUCCGAUGAACUUCAUCUUCUUGGCACUUUUUACUUUUGCGCAAUCAUUCCUUUUAGGAGUUACAACAGCUAAAUUUAGUUCCCAAGAGGUACUCUUGGCGGUUGGUAUCACAGCAGCUGUUUGUCUUGGAUUAACUCUUUUUGCUUUUCAAACAAAAUGGGAUUUUACAGUAAUGGGCGGAGUCCUUUUUGUGGCAGUUAUCAUACUAAUGCUAUUCGGAAUCAUUGCUAUUUUUUUCCCAGGAAAAACUAUCACCAUCGUAUAUGCGAGCCUCGGCGCUAUGUUGUUCAGUAUCUAUUUGGUAUAUGAUACUCAGUUAAUGAUGGGUGGGGAACAUAAAUACAGCAUUAGUCCGGAAGAGUAUAUAUUUGCAGCAUUAAAUCUUUACUUAGAUAUCAUAAACAUAUUUAUGUAUAUUCUUACAAUCAUUGGUACAACCCGCGAUUAAAUGCUAGUAUAUGGUUGAAUGAACUAUAAUAUUACGAAAAAAUACUUUCAUAAAUGUUCAUUUUUUUCCUUGAAAUAAUAAAUCAAAGCAACUAAGAAUAUAAUUGGCUUAUUGGUGAAAGUUGAAUAUCCUUUCAAUACAUACUUCAGAUCUCAAUGAUUGACGAGAAAUAUAAAUGUUGUUCUUUGUAAGUAUAAAUUAUGACCAAAUAUAUGUUCCUAACAGCAUAAACCAAAAAA
Malaya genurostris is the source of this 1713-nucleotide messenger RNA. It is a transcript of the gene Lfg, whose product is annotated as protein lifeguard 1. The coding region runs from base 533 to 1474 and encodes 313 amino acids. The record is from RefSeq and is a predicted model, not a curated record. Gene Ontology annotation, cellular component: membrane. NCBI's taxonomy places the organism in Eukaryota, Metazoa, Arthropoda, Insecta, Diptera, Culicidae. The transcript has 7 exons.